Messenger RNA from Carlito syrichta (Philippine tarsier), 3128 nucleotides. RefSeq names its product GAR1 ribonucleoprotein (gene GAR1). The record is from RefSeq and is a predicted model, not a curated record. NCBI's taxonomy places the organism in Eukaryota, Metazoa, Chordata, Mammalia, Primates, Tarsiidae. Bases 2184 to 2822 code for a protein of 212 amino acids. Gene Ontology annotation, biological process: ribosome biogenesis; snoRNA guided rRNA pseudouridine synthesis. The transcript has 7 exons. Gene Ontology annotation, molecular function: box H/ACA snoRNA binding. Gene Ontology annotation, cellular component: box H/ACA snoRNP complex.
CAGUAGUUUAACUGUUAAUAAUAUUAAUACUUGACAACUAUAUAUGCAUGCUGAAGUAACUAAUUAUGCUAAUGUCAUAAGAAUUUCAGAAAGAGAGACACAAGUUUAAAUUCAAAGAAACAGAAACCUUAUAGUCUUAACUUUGAAUUGGAAAUAUCACUAUGAACCACAAUUAUUUUUGUUUCUAAAAAUAAGUACCUUCUAGUACCAAUGAUAAGGCCUAGAAGUCAUAACAAAUCAGAGGCAAUGAGUACCCCUUAGUGCUAGAUUUUCUUCUUUAUAUACUAUUUUCCACUGAAAAGUCUAAGGCUCCUUGGAGAAAAGGCUGAUUCCACGUCCGGGGUGUGAAAUGCACAAGAUAAGUUAGAGACACUCUGUGCCAGAAAGCAAGAAAGCCAUCAGAAGCUAGUGAAUGAUAUUAAGAGACUGGAAGGGACUCCCACAAGCCCAAGAUAAAAUAUUUUAAACAUUAUAAAGAAUAACGACAGCAAAUAAUUAAAAUAAAAAAGGAAAGUCCUUUAUUUCACUUAGUAAUUGUGAAAGGAAUGAUAGAAGCAGCACAUCACCAUUUUGCACUACCUUAUGAAUCAAUGGAUCUAAGGCAAUGAACAUUGACAACUUCUAAAACCAUUAGUUUUUAGGUGGUUUCAGGCCACUCUCUAAUAGAUGGAUCAGGCUGAUAACACUAAUUCCACUGAUUGACCUUAUCCCAAAAGAGAGACAACCAGACAUUAUGUGCCUUCUUGUGAGAUGCUAUAGGAAGCAUUCUUGAAAAAAUAAAAAUAAUAUUGAACCUGAACAUAAUCAAGUCUCCAGAUCUCACUAUCAGUUAGCUACCAGUUCACAGAAAAUAAAAUGGGUAGAGAAACCGGGAUGGGGAUUCUAGUUUGUCCUUCUAGCUAGAUGGGUAAGUUACUUCACUACUCUAAACGUCAGUUCCUUACUUUAAAAUUGAGGUUAGGUACCACGUGAUCUUGAAGGUCCAAUAAAGUUCAAAGGUUUUAUCAUACCGAGGAGGAGAUAACAGUGGGACACCAAACGGAGAUAGAAACAUGGAACUUAAUUCUACCCCUAUAAAUAUAUAGAAUACAUUUAACCUGAAUUUAAAAUACAUUUAUCAAAUUCCUUUUACAUGUAGGACCAUGAGGUGCUCCCUCAAGAAGCUUAUACUUUAGUGCAGAAGACACCCUGUAACUCCUGAUAUUUCCGUAGUUGCGUAUUUUAAAAUCCCAUUUACCAUAACUCAGAAAUAGGCACUGAAUUCUGGUCUUUUUAAAGAAGAGGCGGUAGACCGUGUGAGAUAUCAAGCUGAGGUCUCAAGAGAUUUUGGGUGUAAACGAAACCAACCACAUGUAAUAAAUGAAGCUGCUCCUUAUUUGUAAGAUCGGUGUUGGAGGAUGCGGAGGAAGCUUAUGUUAGUGCAGAGGCGCUUCCGGCAGAGAUGGUCACAGCCUUAGGUUCUCAAAACGCAGCUGGCGAAUGAAGAUCUGGUACAGAAGAUGGUCUGGCUUUCAUCAGAUAACACGGUUUCUUCUAAAGUACCCGCCCCACGCAUGGCUUUUCUUCCUGUAACUGGUGAGAUCACUGGACACAAGGACAGGCACAGGUCAGCCCACCACGGUGCGUAGUUCAGAAGGUAGGAAAGAACGCGGACACACGCUUAGCCUGCCUGCGACAGGUUCUGAAGCGGCCAGAUCCACCUCUGCGCAGAGCGGGGGUCAGAACUCCUCAGAGCUGCAGCUGCGUAGUGGCUGGAGCUAGCCACCAACUGAGGAGCAAGGUUGAAGGCCAUUUCGCAGCCGGAAAAACAAGAGCUGCGCCGACAGCAAGAGGAAUCACCCCAAACAGUAACCUGCCCCGCCUCUAGAGAAGGGGACGGAUUCGUAAUGCCCGGCAAUCGCGCAGCCGCAUUUCCGGUGACGUCACGAGGAAAGGGCGCCGAAUUGUAUGUCAUUUCCGCUUUUCAUGGCUGGGCAAGUUGUGAACGAGUAGUUAAAGGCGUUAUUGCUGCUUUUCCGGCGCUUUUUGUAAAAACCAAAAAACUAGUUGCUUGAGUUUCUGGUCUUUUAGACUCUGUGCCAGUACGGUGGCCGAGAAGGUUCGAGUGCGGCGGAAGUGCCCCGCGGGUGGGUGUGAGCGCGCAACCCCGGCGGGAGGUGCACGUGGCUCCGGUAGGAGACAGAAUGUCUUUUCGAGGCGGAGGACGUGGAAGCUUUAAUCGAGGCGGUGGAGGUGGUGGCUUCAACCGUGGCGGCGGCAGCAACAACCACUUCCGAGGGGGAGGCGGAGGCAAUUUCAGAGGCGGCGGCAGAGGAGGAUUUGGACGAGGGGGUGGCCGCGGAGGCUUUAACAAAGGCCAAGACCAAGGACCUCCAGAACGUGUCGUUUUAUUAGGAGAGUUCCUGCAUCCCUGUGAAGACGACAUAGUUUGUAAGUGUACCACAGAUGAAAAUAAGGUCCCCUAUUUCAAUGCUCCUGUUUAUUUAGAAAACAAAGAACAAAUUGGAAAAGUAGAUGAGAUAUUUGGACAACUUAGAGAUUUUUAUUUUUCAGUUAAAUUGUCAGAAAACAUGAAAGCAUCAUCCUUUAAAAAACUACAGAAGUUUUAUAUAGAUCCAUAUAAGCUACUGCCACUACAGAGGUUUUUACCUCGACCUCCAGGUGAGAAAGGGCCUCCAAGAGGUGGUGGCAGGGGAGGUCGAGGAGGAGGAAGAGGAGGCGGCAGCAGAGGUGGUGGUAGAGGUGGUGGUUUUAGAGGUGGAAGAGGAGGUGGGGGUUUCAGAGGAGGAAGAGGAGGUGGUUUCAGAGGGAGAGGACAUUGAGUGUAACAGUUGAUCGACUUCACCAGUUGACUUCUGCAUUAACCUUCAUGGCCUACUUCUACUCUGGAUUGGAAACUUCUUUCUUGAGCAAGUCUCGAAGAUCUUGGUCAUUUUAUGACAUUGGAUCUCAUAUGUUAGCAUCAUGCAGAGCACAACAGAACGGUCAAUUUUGCUCUAAAAGAGCAUGAACAAGUCUUUCUAAUGUUUUGUACAGUGCCUGGCACUCUGUGGAUGCUUAAUGGACAGGAAUUUUCGUUUGAAGCAUAUUAGAAUUUUUAAAAUAAAAUGUUUUAUUCCUUUAAGUUA